Messenger RNA from Suillus clintonianus, 438 nucleotides. RefSeq lists its product as uncharacterized. The coding region runs from base 1 to 438 and encodes 145 amino acids. The transcript is spliced from 2 exons. Lineage: Eukaryota; Fungi; Basidiomycota; Agaricomycetes; Boletales; Suillaceae. The record is from RefSeq and is a predicted model, not a curated record.
AUGGUAGUUGCCAUAAUACCUAUAGCGACCCUUCCUCCCACCUCUACAUAUGAAGGCAAGGAUGAAUUGAUGUUCGACAACAACACUAUUCCUCAUGCUAACGAACCAGGACUGACGCUACUUGCUGACACGGCACUCAACAAUGAGGCCGAUGUCUCCCGUACUCCCAUAUUAGACCCCAACCUCGUUGACGCUCACUCGCGUAUCGCUCAACACGAAAAUGACUCAACUGUUAACACUCUUGAGGGUGAGAACGCGCAACUACUUAGUCUUCACGAUGCACUCACCACCAUCAAACGUACAGGCAACGCUAACGAUCACGACAUCAAGAACUCAGAUGAGAAACUCAAUGUCUUCUUCGUGCACCCUAUGCCAGAAAACCCACCUAUGUACUCGCACUUGAGUGCACCAUAUUCUUCUAGCGUGUUUCCUCCGUGA